GCAUAGUUUAAUUGGACUUGAGGCCACACUAGUAUAAAGGGUUUCUUUUUUAUAUGGUACUCCUACAAUGUGUAGUAUAUAUUUCUUGCUUCUAGCCAUACUACUCCCUUGUUUCUUUGAGAUUCUAAGCUUAAGCUGCUCCACCGUCAUGAAAGAUACACUUAGGUACUUAGCAGGCAUUGCAGGCCCUAGUGGUUAUGGUUCAAAAACUACUGCUCAACAAGUUGCAGACAAUUCUUCUUCCCCUCUUCACCGUCUAACUGCCAUUAUCACCGGAGCGACGUCUGGUAUUGGAGCAGAGACAGCAAGGGUAUUGGCUAAGAGAGGAGUGAGAGUGGUGAUACCAGCGAGAGAUAUAAAGAAGGCAGCUGAAUUGAAGGAAGGGAUUGAAAAUGAGAAUCCAAAUGUUGAAAUUAUGUUGUUUGAGAUUGAUCUUAGUUCAUUGGCUUCUGUCAAGAGAUUUUGUACUCAGUUCUUGGCUCUUGGAUUACCCCUUAACAUCCUCAUAAACAAUGCUGGGAUAUUCUCUCAGAAUUUGGAGUUCUCUGAGGACAAAAUUGAGAUGACAUUUGCAACAAAUUACUUGGGACAUUAUUUGAUGACAGAAAUGUUAAUAGAAAAGAUGGUAGAAACAGCAGAGGAAACAGGCAUCCAAGGAAGAAUCAUAAACCUGUCUUCAGUAAUUCACAGCUGGGUCAAAAGGGAAUGUUUCAGCUUCACCCAAAUGCUCAACCCCAACAAUUAUAAUGCUACUCGUGCUUAUGCUCAAUCCAAACUAGCAAACAUAUUGCAUGCCAAAGAAGUAGCCAGACAGCUAAAGGCAAGAAGUGCAAAAGUAACCAUCAAUGCAGUGCAUCCAGGAAUUGUAAAGACUGGAAUUAUCAGAGCACACAAGGGCUUUAUUACAGAUUCCCUAUUUUUUAUUGCUUCAAAGUUGCUCAAGUCUACCUCUCAGGGUGCAUCAACUAGCUGCUAUGUCGCAUUGAGCCCACAAGCACAAGGGUUAAGUGGGAAAUACUUUGCAGAUUGCAAUGAGUGCAAUUGCUCAGCCUUAGCCAACGACGAAUUGGAGGCUCAAAGAUUAUGGAGGCAAACUCGAGCUCUAAUUCACAGAAGAUUGCAAUAUCAAUUCCCUACACCAUCUUAGAACAUUCUAAUUACUCAUGUUUCACCCAACAUAAUUAGAUUAAUUAGGAAGCUUUGUACAUAUACCCCCAAUUUAUUUAUCUUCAUCUACAUUUAUAUAAAAGCAUUUUGUACCGGAAAAUGAACAUGACAUAUAUUGUAGGAUUAUUUUGGAUAUCGGAUAAAAGG
This is a messenger RNA of Gossypium raimondii (Peruvian cotton), 1314 nucleotides long. RefSeq names its product short-chain dehydrogenase TIC 32 B, chloroplastic. The record is from RefSeq and is a predicted model, not a curated record. The transcript has 8 exons. The coding region runs from base 68 to 1147 and encodes 359 amino acids. Lineage: Eukaryota; Viridiplantae; Streptophyta; Magnoliopsida; Malvales; Malvaceae.